Molecule: messenger RNA, 1438 nt
Organism: Owenia fusiformis
Lineage: Eukaryota; Metazoa; Annelida; Polychaeta; Sabellida; Oweniidae
Source: the annotation of a GenBank genome assembly
UGCACAUGUAUAUACAGGGAUGAGAAGUCAAUAAUUUUUAAGUUGAUGUAAAGUACCAAUCAAGAAUUAAGACCCCCCCCCCCUUCUAGCAGUUUAAUUGGUUAUUGUGAAGCUCAAUUUAUCAUGGAUUCUUCAAAGAAAAGAAGCUCAGAAAGACUUCACGCUAAAAGCAGAAGGGAAUUCCACAUGCCAACCAGGGAAGAUGUUCUUGGCAAGAUACAAGUUGAUAGUAAUAUAACACCCGAGAAGUCAUUUGGGAGAUUGAAGCCAAGAAAACUGGUCAACGAUUAUACAAGAGUAAAUAGUCGCUAUUGUAACUUAGAUGAUGAAUAUUCGGACAGUGACUCAUCACUUGGGGAUUUUAUUGUUGAAGAGGAGGCUCCAAAGGUAGCGAAGCAUCAAAGAAAGAAAUCUAAAAAUUUAGGAAGAAAUAGGCCAAGAAAGGCCCAGUCUAGGAGGUCCCAGUCAAGAGGGUCCUCCUCUGAAUCAACUGAGAGUGAGAAUGAAGACCAGCCAGAGAUCAAGAAAAGACGUGGAUCAUUGAACAAGAAGGGUGAUUCAAAGUACAAACGCAUAAAGCGGUAUGUGACAUCGUCAGACAGUAGCAGCGAUGACGAGACUACAGAAUGUAAGACACGCAAGUCUGUCAUUGAGAGCUCUUCAGACUUGGAGGAAGAAUCUUCCACAACCAUCAAUGGGGACAUAAACAUGAAUGAUAAUGAAAAGGAAAACAUCAAUAAUGCCAAUGACACUGUUAAAACUGAUCAUGAUCAUGCUACCACAACUGCAGAGAGUGAAAACUAUAGCUCAGAAUUUCAGAUUCUUCCACAAUCAACCCCAAUAAAACAAACCACUUUGAGCCAGGAAACUAAGGGUAAUGCCAAUCAAAACACAAUGAAUGAUCCAAAUGAUAAUUCAAACAUGAACACAGCUAAUGAUGGGACUCAUAUCUCAGAUGAUGAUGAAAUUGAUGACUUCAUCAAACAUCAUGGUGAAAGGCCAACAAGUGAUAUGACUAUUGCAGGUAAUGUGCCUUUAAAGGGUGAUACACCUAUUACUUGUAUAAGUAGUGAUGAUGAAUCUGAUUUUAUUGUAAGUGAUGGGGAAGAGAAUGUGAGCUAUGAAAGUAGCCCAAGCAGUGACUCUGACGCUGAGUUUGGAACGUUAUCCAUACAUAUCUCAAGGCAAGACAGAACAGCACAUCUUCAGAUGAAGAAAGAUGCAAAAAAGAAUUUAUUCAAACAAUUACAAACUAAACGUAAGAAAACCUAGCCUGUUGAAGGUUGUGCCAAGUUUGAUUGAUAAUUGCAAAAUGUUUUAGUAGUAUUCUAUUUAAAGAGAGGAUACUAAAAAGAGACUUGUGUAAUUACUCUGUACAUACAUGUAUAAUCAUUUUAUUUCCGUAUGUGUCAUAGCCUAUAUUAAUAAAGAUUUUUGU